Molecule: messenger RNA, 784 nt
Organism: Guyanagaster necrorhizus
Lineage: Eukaryota; Fungi; Basidiomycota; Agaricomycetes; Agaricales; Physalacriaceae
Exons: 7
Source: RefSeq, a predicted model, not a curated record
AUGAGCGUGGUUCCAUUGAAAGAAUACAAUGUCGCGGGUAAACUAUUCCCCUGCCGGAAAGCAACGUUGGAACAGUCAGGCGCCGAUCAUCAAGGGUCAACGACAAACCUUUACGGUUCCGCACCCCCUCCUCCAGAGUUAGCACUGGUCUCGAUAGCAAUACAGCGUUCCCAUUCUCAUCCAUUCGCUGUUCCGAAUACGUUUUCGCCUCAAAUGAUUUCCAGGAUAUCCCGGAUCACGGACCAGAACGGGCAAGGCCUUGUGUCACCACAUGGAAAACUUGCACCCUGCCCCAUCUCUUCUCCAAGUGUUUUUUUGCGACUCGGUGCAUACGAUGCACUAACGGCUGGAAUGCUUCCUACCAAGAAUCUUAUUCUAUUUAACGGAAAGGACUUCCUAGUGGCGCUGCAUUGUCUCUCGUCUCUGUCAUAUGAGGCUUCUCCGUACCUUCCGAUUGGCGCUUCGGUGUGCGACUGCCCGCUUUCUAACAAUAGAUUGAUUUUUUUUUUUGACUCUUCGAGAUGGAACCAUUCAUUAACCUUUUCUUCUGGACCGACCAUCGAUAUUGACAGCCCUGGGAAGACCCUGAGUGGGUCGGAGGCGAGGUGGAACGACUGCACAGAACGACUGACUCAGAGUGGCGGCGGAUGGGAAUCAGAACGCAUCAGCGUCGAUAACUUAUUAUUCGCCUCGUUCGCUACUCUUACGGCACAUCAAGAAAGCAUCAGUUCUUUGUCAGGCCUCAACCCCGGUUUAACCAGACGUUUACCAUGCGUCCCAUUGG